CGUAAUCGAAUCGGUUUGGUCCGGAGUUCGAGAGACAUCGUGGUUCAUGGCAUAUGUUAAUAGUUUCACCUUUGGCAUUACAGUGUUGUUAGUAGCGUAUUUCUACAGCAGACACGCUCCAGGAAACUGGCAUGGAGUGAGAUCGGUUGAGGAGGCAACGCUACAAGGAUGGGAAUCACGAAUAUCUCUGCCAUCUAAACGGGCCAGCAAAGUUGCUGUUGGUGUGAAUGGUAACACAGAUUUAAUUGUAUCUGGAACAGCGCUAUUGAAAGCAUUAAAUGCUACUGCCAGCCAGGGAGAGGACCACAACAUUCUUAAUUCUAUCCACCAUCUUCAAGAGACUUUUUCACAUUUUUUUGAGAAAGGAGCCGCUGCUGAAAGAUACUUUGCAAAUGGAGAAGUGUAUAAAGAAGUAAUUAAAGUUGCUGACACACUACCUAGUAAACAAUACUAUGUUGGUGGUAAUGCUGCUCUAGCUGGACAGAAAAUAUCAUCAAUUAUACCAGAUUCGCAGGUGUUAUUUGUUGGUCCAGUGGGUCCAAAACUCAAGAAAUUAUUCCACAAAGGAAUCACAGUGCUAGAGAGCAGCAUCACGCCACAAGAUGAAGUCCAUCUCAUCAUGGAAUUCCCCAGAGAUGAAUUAUGGGCAGGCCGAGCCACACCCAUUGCUUCUAGGUUUAUUACUUCCAAUGACCAAGCUAAUGGAAGAAUGGACAAACUGGAGAUAUUUGCAGAGAGCAUUAAAGAAUUUGGAGCUGACAUGGUUGUGUUAUCUGGCCUUCAUCUAUUACCCGGACAAAGUGAAUCAUUCUGGAUGCAACGACUGGAUGAUAUUGUCAAAGAAAUCAGCAAGAUUCCUCAUCACAUCCCAGUGCAUCUAGAGUUAGCUAGUUUAGCUGACACUCUGUUUAUGCAAGAGGUUAUUAAAAAGAUAUUUCCGAUUGUUAACUCGCUUGGCUUGAAUGAGCAAGAACUAUCUUUUGUGUCAUUGGCUGGGAAUGGGCCGCAUCAACAGGUUAUCGAAUCGGAGGAAGGAUUUCCGGAAAUUGGCAUCGUGGGAGAUAUCAUGCACUGGAUCUUACAAAGUUACGGAAAAGGAAACAAAUUUGGCAAACCUUCGAAAUUGACCCGUGUUCAUUUUCAUUCACUCUCCUUUCACAUUUUGGUAACUAUCAAAGAUUUAUGGAGUAACAGUCCAUCAUCUGUUGCUAUGGGAACAAGGACUGCAUCUCAACAAGCAUGUGGGGAGACGGCUGAUCUUCACGCGGAGAAUUACGAUAUGAAAAUACCUGAUGCAUUUGCACUGUCUGUGAACUAUGCACCACUUCGCAAACAAAUAGUUAUUUAUGACCCAAUGAAUCCCGUUGUGCUGUGGCACAGGGAAAAUUUAGAAUUUUAUUUCAGUCCUGUGCUGGUCUGCAGGAUACCUAGAAUAACUGUCGGUUUGGGAGAUUCAAUUUCAGCAAUGGGUUUAUACUAUUCGGAAUUCAAACACAGUUAAUGAAUAACCCGGUCUCUGAUUUACCUAAUUUGCAUUUUACUAGUAAUUUUAAUAUAUGCAAAUCAAUUUAA
This is a messenger RNA of Saccoglossus kowalevskii, 1572 nucleotides long. RefSeq names its product ADP-dependent glucokinase-like. Gene Ontology annotation, biological process: glucose metabolic process. The record is from RefSeq and is a predicted model, not a curated record. NCBI's taxonomy places the organism in Eukaryota, Metazoa, Hemichordata, Enteropneusta, Harrimaniidae. Gene Ontology annotation, cellular component: endoplasmic reticulum. Gene Ontology annotation, molecular function: ADP-specific glucokinase activity.